Molecule: messenger RNA, 2739 nt
Organism: Pomacea canaliculata
Lineage: Eukaryota; Metazoa; Mollusca; Gastropoda; Architaenioglossa; Ampullariidae
Product: sodium/potassium-transporting ATPase subunit beta-like
Exons: 7
Coding region: 61-1089 (342 amino acids)
Biological process (GO): intracellular sodium ion homeostasis; potassium ion import across plasma membrane; intracellular potassium ion homeostasis
Cellular component (GO): sodium:potassium-exchanging ATPase complex
Molecular function (GO): ATPase activator activity
Source: RefSeq, a predicted model, not a curated record
UAGUCGCACACACUGAUCCGGGCAUUUGACAAGGUUAGAGUCUCCUUGUAAAUCUGCAAAAUGUCGAGCCCGUCUCUGCGUGACCGAGUGAACGGAUUUCUAACUUUCAUAUGGGACGGAGAAGAGAAGAAAUUCCUUGGAAGAGGAGGAAGAAAUUGGGCUGAAAUUGGUGCUUUUUACCUGGUAUUUUACACCAUACUGUUAGGAUUCUUCGUUGGAAUGCUUGCUGUCUUCUACCAAACAAUAGAUGGCGAUCGACCCAGACUAACAGGAGAGUCAAGCUUGUUAAAGGGAAAUCCAGGAAUGGGGUUCAAACCUAUGCCAGACAUUGAGAGCACCCUACUACGAUACAGCUUCCAGAAUGAGUCAGGUUUUUCCUCUUGUGAAAGAAAUCAUGACAGUUUUAAAACAUAUAUUCAUUUUCUCCUACUUGACCUCAGUUUUCUUUCAAAGCCUCAUGAAAGUGGCUCUUUUUUGAGACUUGGCUACGCACGCUUGCAAGAGGCCCAGCAUGUUACUGGAAUCUCUCCCCUAACUCGCACCUAUGCUAAGGCCACAGCUGAUGGAGUGGCAGUGAACUGUUCUGAAACCAAUGGAGAGAAGACUGAGGAGCAGGCUUGUGCCGUAGACUAUAAGAAACUCACUGAGCAGUGUAAUGAGGAAAAUUAUUUUGGGUUUGGCACAGAGGGGAAGCCUUGUGUCUUGCUGAGGCUGAACAAGAUCUUUGACUGGAUACCAGAACCAUUUACUGAGGAAGAUGUGAAUGCUACAGAUAUGUCUGAUGACUUGAAGCAGAAAGUUCGACAGAAGCCAAAUAAUGUUUGGAUUGAAUGUGUUGGUGAGAACCCAGCAGACAUAGACAACUUGGGCGCAGACAUUGAGUACUUUCCUGAGCAGAGUUUUGCCAGUUACUAUUACCCUUACCUCAACCAGAAAGGAUACCUUUCUCCAUUGAUGUUCGUCAAGUUCAACUCUGUGGAGCGUAAUGUAGCUGUCAUGGUGGAGUGUCGCGCUUGGGCCAAAAACAUAAGGUACGACCGCACCGAAAAAGAGGGUGGAGUGCACUUUGAACUGCUCCUUGACCCUUGACAGAUUUCCUAGCAGUAGAGCAGGGCAGGAACUUGCUUGACUGUGAUGAGUGCAUGAAAGGUCUUUUUUCUGUUAGUUUUGCUCAGUUUUUGUGUGGAUGCAUUUUCAGUGUACAAAAACACAUGCAAAUAUGGAUGUACUAGUUUCCCUAUGCUUCUUUUCUGUACAUUUAAGCAAAAGGUUGUGUAUAUUGAGUGGUUUAAUUUUUUUUUUUUUUCUAAAAGUUGUUGCAUCCACUAGACUAAACUUUUCAGGAAUUUGCUAAAUUUUUUUUUUAUUUUAAUAUUGAAUCUCAAGACGUCUCCACAAAGCUUAUUUGCAAAGAAAACGUCUGAUUUAUCUUUAAAAAAAAAAGCUUUUGGAACCUUCUUCUACACCUUUGUGAAUGUUAGUUAAUUUCACUUUCACAUUUUUCUUGGUGGUCAGAAAUUCCCUACCUGUAGUCAGGUGUAUCAUGUAUGCAGGAGUUCUUAAAAGUGAUGAGCUCUGUGAUCACAAGCCUGCUUGCUAUACUAGAUUUUAGAUAAUAUUCAUUGACCUUCAUUACUUAAUGACCAUGCUUUGGCUACCUCUUUACAAAAAAAGUUUGCAUUUUCAGCAGAUGCUUUAAGUCCUUUCAUCCUACCUUUUAAAUUGUGUACGUGUUAUGAAGACUUUCUUGUAAGACAUUAGAUUUUAUGAGUCGUAUACUUGCGUUGAGGAAAUUAAGCUUUUUAGCUCACCUUUUUUACAUGUGUUGGAUGUCUUGUCAUUUUUGUUUAUGGUUUGCGAGGCAAUUUCAGGUUUUAAAGACUGAAAUGGACAUAACUAGUCCAAUGGACAUUAGUAACCUAUAAAAUCAUAGCUGUAUGAUCCGGAGUAUUUUGAAGGGUUGUUCCCAUUCUCUUACCACUUACGCAGAUUGUCAGUUUGAUAGAGAUGGAUGAUAAGUCACUGAAGUCUGUAUAGACUGUUGUGAAUGAUGCGUUGUCAAUGUAUAUACAUGUAUAGCUAGACAUAUUGUCCAGAAACAUUCCCCAGUGAUGCAUUUCUUAGGCCUUAAAAUUUAUAGUUAAAAUUAUUUGUUUAGAGGUUUACUUCUACAUGCUUUUAGAUUCUCUACUAGUUUUUAGACAGCCUACCUACCGAUGGUGGUUUUUAUCCCAGGAUUUUUUUUUAACUGAUGCAAUAAUAUUUUAUCUAAAGAGAUUUCCCAGUAGAAUUUCAAACUUAAGUCAACUUGCCAAUUUAUUGCUUGAGGUAGCAUGACUUUAAAGUGAUCACUGUGAGUUAUUAAUUGAAAUCUAUGCACACGCAUUGACGAUGUACAGAAUUUCUCAUCAGAUUGGAUGAACAAUGAACAAUUUAUCAGUUACUCCUGUUCCCGAAACACCCCUUUUUCUGAAGCUGAGGAUGUUUUUAAUAUGUGCAUAACCUGGGAUGUGUGAGAUUUUGGGAAAUUACUUGUACUGGUGUUUUCCAUAGAUUAUUGAGGCAUUAAAGCAGAAUAUUGUCUGCUUUGAAUUGUACGAGUGGAUAAAAGAUGAGUGGCUGCAGUUAAAAGCAUUGUCAUUUUUAGCAACUUUUUUUUAGAAGAAUGCACCAUGUGACACCUUCAGAAUUUUGAUUUUUAAGUGUUAAAUGUGAGUAAAUAAAGUAACUUACCCAGAA